This is a messenger RNA of Dimorphilus gyrociliatus, 2473 nucleotides long. Lineage: Eukaryota; Metazoa; Annelida; Polychaeta; Dinophilidae. The record is from the annotation of a GenBank genome assembly.
GUAUUUACUGAUGCAUCGACGUUGCUAGAUGAUCAUAAGCCAUUUGCUUUUUUGAAUUUACCUGAGGAAAAGGAUAGUUCCAAUCCUUUUAAAGGAUAUUAUUUAUUUAUUAAAAGACAUUCACCACCUAAAACAUUAUCCAGGGAAAUUAAAAAGGAAAAAACAUUCAAGUUUAUCUCAUUGGUAAGCUCGUUUAAUAAUGAUAAUCUUUCUGUAUCAGAUUUUUUAUAUGAAUUUUCUUAGAUUUUCAACAAAAAACAAAGAAACCAAAAUUUCAUAACUUUGCAAAAUAUUUUCAAAGAUUAUUUAAUAUUUAUAAAUCGCCUUUUUAACGCCUCGCAUAACUUUUAACGGAAAAGUUAUUAUGGAAAAGAAAACUAGUACUGAAGAUGGAAAUUCAGAAGAGGAAAGUAACUAUGUAGUAGAUGAAAAGAAAUUAAAACGGAUAAAAAAUCCACGGCAUUGGCCCUUAUAUCGAUACUCCAUCCAGCUCGAUGGGGAUUUAACUGAAUCAGGAAUUGGAUGCUAUAUCAGAGCUAUGAGAAAUGAUUUAGCCAAGCAUGAAUUAAAGUGUACUCUUAUUGAAAAUCUAUCCGAAACUUUGGCAGAAAAUCCGUUCAACGAUAAUGCUGAUGUUAUUAGUAACCUUAUCAGCAUAGAAAACAAGAGAGACAACAAUUUAGAUUUUGAGCUUCCUAUUGUUAUAUCAUUUCCACAUCAACGAUAUCGUAAAAAAUCCUCCAGAGAGAUUGUUCUUAGAGUGCUAGCCAAUGGUGAAUGGAAGGAUUAUUAUCCAUUGAAAGAUUCAAAAUUACUCGAUUUUCUUGAAUCUAAUUCGGGACAAAUUCCACUCUUCCAUUGUCGUAUGAAAACUCUUAUGAAAUCUGUAAAAUUAUGCGUAGUAAACAAAUCAAGAGUAGAGAGUGCGUUUGUCAAAGGCAACAAAGCGUUAGCUUUAGUUUCUUAUCUCGACAAUAGAAUUACCUUGAAAAUACCAAAAGAUGCCUGUGAAGAAAAAAUUGAAAAGGUGGAAAUGCAACCUUUACCAAACAAUCCACAAAUGAUAAACCAAAUAAAAAAAUAUUUUAAAUCGUCUGAAAGUCUUUGUCAUACAUCAUCUUUGAUCAAUCUUAAUUUACCGUCAACUAUAAAGCUACCGAUGAUCUUAAGUAUGCCUUUACCCGGAACAUUUCAAUCGAAGAAGCUAAAAUCGAAUAACAUUCGCGUGGAUAAUAGAAUAAGUAAAAAUCUAUCAAUAGUAACUAAGACUAGUAAAAACAAUUAUCAUUUAAGAGAUGACAUAAGAUAUGAAAUUAAUAACGAUAUUGUGACUUUUCCCAUUGAACAUAAUAUAAAGAAGAUCUUCCUCUUUGAAACAUUAAAUGGAACGUCUAACACUGAUAUUGGAAAUGUUGCGAGAAAUUUAGAACUCUUCAAUACAAGAAGAAAAUUGGCUAACAUAUUAAUAAGGCAACAUGAAGAUGAUCCAGAAGAUAUCGCUAUUGUUUGCUGUAAUUUAAAGGAGACAGAUAACGAAAUAGUGAAAAUGGAAGAAAGGGGAUAUACUAUUAGCUUUCACGAGCCUUCGACCAUUGAGGUUUGUCUAAAGGAAGGACAAAGAUUACAGUUAAAGUCUAAAGGGAACGUUCGAUUAGUUGAAGAAAUCCAACCUUUUAGAUUUCUUCAAUCGAAGACUAUGCGCAUGGAAGGUCAAUUAAAAGUUGAUGAAAAGUAUGCACAAAGAGGUCGACCAAACUACUAUGGAACAAUUGAAUUGCUAAGCGAAAAUCAAUCGCAUUGCGACGUUAAAGUUGAACUUCCCAAACAUAAUAUCAGAACCGUUCCUUGCCAUAAAGUAGAUUUUCAAAUAAGGCAAAAAGGCUUUCUUACGUCAGAGUAUUUGAGACAAAUUUCUGACGAAACAGCUUUGAAAUGGAGAUCAAUUGCUACCAGUUUAAAUUUAUCAGAUGCUCGAAUCAACGCCAUAAACUUAGAACAUUGUACACAUCGGGAAAAGAGUUUUAAAGCUCUUCAACAGUGGUUUAAACAGACUACUCUUCUACAAUCCGGCUGUAAACAAUUGUACGAGGCCUUGCAAGAUAACGGCUACAUUCUGUUGGCAGAACAACUAUCAGAGAAUUUUCAGACGUACAAAGAAGACGAUAGGCGUGCGCGUGAACGUUCCCUAUUACAAAAGGCAGUUCAUUGUAUAACCUUUGACAGCUCUGUUCAGUCCAAUUGGGAGAAAAUUGUUGAACAAUUACAAUUAACUUCUGAUUUUGAAGAUAAGCUAAAGCAAACGAAAUCGGUUCCUCAAAGGCUGAGGCAAGCUUUCGAAAAAUGGAUGGAAAUGCAUGGAGGUAGUAUUGAAGUAUUGUCAUACCUUCUGAAAGAUAAUCAUCUAAUAAACGCCAAUCGAAUAGUUGAAAAUCUAAUACGCGAAAACCUAAAGCACCUAGAACAGUUUCCAUAG